AAUAAGUAUUCGCAUAGAUUAUAUACAUGUCUUUAAUCUAUGGUAUUCAUUUAACGGCGCUUAAUCAAUUGUGUGGUUAAAUGUUGUCUGUAGACGAUUUCUUGGAAAUUCCGAUAAAAAGAAAUAUGAAAUAUUAUUGAUUCAGUGAUAACGAAAAUCAAUAUAUUAAAUUUUCUGUAUGCCAACGAAUAAGAUAUACAUAUACGAUUCAGAAUUGUAUUUAAAAUACUUUUCCUAGUUUUCUAUUGAAAUUAUGAAGCCGUUUCGUGUGGCAAUUGAAGGAAAUGUUGGUUCUGGUAAAUCAACUUUAAUUAAAUAUUUUCAAACUUUUAAAGAAGUCGAAGCGAAUCCUGAGCCGAUAGAAAUGUGGCGUGAUGUGGAUGGUUACAACUUGCUUGAGCUUAAUUACUUGGAUCCUAAGAGAUGGAACUUUGCUUUUCAGCAUAAUUUACAACUAAGUCGGUUAAAAUUACAAUCAAAGGUGACUGAUAAAAAAAUUCAAAUGUUUGAACGGUCAUUACAAAAUAAUAGGUAUUGCUUUGUAGAAAUGGCUCAUGAUAGUGGAACACUAUCUGGCCCUGAAUAUAGUGUGAUGUGCCAGUGGUAUGAAUUUAUUGAGCGUAAUGUUGAUAUUGGAUUAGAUUUGAUUGUUUAUUUAAGAAGUUCACCAAAUACAGUGUUCAAACGAAUGCAACGUCGUAAUCGCCCAGAAGAGCGUAAUAUGAAAUUAGAAUAUUUGGAAAAAUUGCACAAAUAUUAUGAAAAAUGGUUAAUGAAAGAUGACCAAAGCUAUUUGCCAUGCUCUUUGUUGGUACUGGAAGUAAAUAAAGACUUAUCAGACCAAGAAUUAACAGGAAUUUACAAAAUGUAUGAAGAUCAGAUUUUAGGGAAAAAAGCCACAUCAUAAGUAUUAUAUAAUUAAUGUUAACACAUAUUUUUAAGUAUUGUUUUGUAGAAGAUCGUUAUUGAUUAUAAAAUUAAAAAAAAUUCUAUUUAUAAUCCUAAGUAAUUUGUAUGAUUAAAACAAGUUUUGCACUAAUAUUUUAAAUAGAUUAAUACUAUUAAAUAUAAUAUAAUAAAACAAAUGCAACUAUCAA
Messenger RNA from Adelges cooleyi (spruce gall adelgid), 1097 nucleotides. Its product is annotated as deoxynucleoside kinase-like. Gene Ontology annotation, cellular component: cytoplasm; mitochondrion. The transcript is spliced from 4 exons. Gene Ontology annotation, molecular function: ATP binding; deoxynucleoside kinase activity. The record is from RefSeq and is a predicted model, not a curated record. The coding region runs from base 254 to 907 and encodes 217 amino acids. Lineage: Eukaryota; Metazoa; Arthropoda; Insecta; Hemiptera; Adelgidae. Gene Ontology annotation, biological process: nucleobase-containing compound metabolic process.